GGAAAUGUGGGCCAGUAUAAAUAGCCAACGGAAGGAGACCGGACACUAUUUGGUUACUGGGUCGCCUCCUCUGCAAACAACUCUCGCAAAAUGAUUCUACUUAAUUCUCUGGUCAAAUUGCUUGCCUUGGUGGCCAUGGCGAGCAUAGUGUCAGCUGGGGUCAGCGGGUACAGCGCCGGCGGGCCACGUGGAGGCGGCAGGUCAGGCUCGGGUCGCAGAGGCACUCGACGGGGAGGAGGCAGCGUGGUCGAGGCGGAACUCGUUGGCUUCGGAAUCCUCCCGAACAGACUCAUCGAUCCAGUCCUCGUCCGUUCCUUCGACAGGUCCGAUUCUGACGAAGGCGCUGACGGAUACGACUACGGCCUUGGCUUCGACGGCGGGUUUUCUGCGGGUAAUCCUGGCUUCGACGGCGGGUUUUCUGCGGGUAAUCCUGGCUUCGACGGCGGCUUUUCCGGAGGCGUUGGUUUUGACGCUGGCGCUGGCUUCGACUCCGGUCAUGGAGGCGCCGGUUCGAUGUUGGCUUCCCCGGAGGUGCACCCCUCGACGCAGGCCACGUUGCAGGCCACGGGGUGUUCGGCGGCGUCGGAGGAGGCGCUCCUUUCAACGGCCCGAACACCGGAGGCUUUGGCUUCGGCGCCGGAAACGCAGGAGGCUUCGGCUUCAACACUGGCUUUGGCGACGGCUUAAGUUUCGAGGUUGAUUUUGAUGACUCAAUAACGGCUGGCGCUGGCCGUGCUGACGUCAUUUAUCCCGAUGACGUCAGCUUCGACACUGGACUCAAUGAUGACGUCAGUUUUAAUGUAGGCAUUCCCGAUGACGUCAGCUUUAACGUAGAUCCUGUUGAUGACGUCAGCUUUAACAUCGAGCCUAUUGAUGACGUCAGCUUCAACGCAGGCAUUCGUGACGACGUCAGUUUUAACGUUGAGCCAGCUGAUGACGUCAGCUUCGAUGCUUUUGUUGGUGACGACUCCCUCUUCGACGCCAACUUUGAUUACAUUGUAUAAAUGACACUUUACGAAGAUCACAAAUGCCAAAUAUGUAAAAAUGUAAAUACAUCAUAUUUAUAUAAAUUAAUACACACGCUAUUGUUAUAAUAACGAUAAUGAUAAUAACAAUAAAAUCUCUGAAUAUUU
This is a messenger RNA of Penaeus vannamei (Pacific white shrimp), 1133 nucleotides long. The record is from RefSeq and is a predicted model, not a curated record. Lineage: Eukaryota; Metazoa; Arthropoda; Malacostraca; Decapoda; Penaeidae.